This is a messenger RNA of Lytechinus pictus (painted urchin), 2350 nucleotides long. Its product is annotated as organic cation transporter protein-like. The coding region runs from base 54 to 1565 and encodes 503 amino acids. Lineage: Eukaryota; Metazoa; Echinodermata; Echinoidea; Temnopleuroida; Toxopneustidae. The record is from RefSeq and is a predicted model, not a curated record. Gene Ontology annotation, biological process: transmembrane transport. Gene Ontology annotation, molecular function: transmembrane transporter activity. The transcript has 10 exons. Gene Ontology annotation, cellular component: membrane.
CUGGAUGGGAGAACGAGGAUUGCAGUAGAUGGGACUACACGGCAGAACAAUGCAUGGAGGCAAAGCGGAACGCUAGCAGUUUACGUCUAAAUUACACUGAAGAAGAUGGUAGUAUCUACCAAUGUUCUAAGUAUGCUCUCGCUGAUGAACUGGACUUCCAUCCAGGACUAGAUCCUGAGAAUUAUAACGACACCGAUAUGAUUGGCUGCAACGAUGGUUGGGUAUAUAAUACCUCACAGUACAGAUCGUCCAUCAUUUCUGAGUUUGAUUUGGUGUGUAAUUAUGAAGAUCGUGAUAGCUUAGCACAAUCACUUUUCUUUGCUGGAGUUCUUAUUGGUUCCGUGCUCUACGGUGGACUUUCAGAUAUAUUUGGACGUCGUAAGGUUCUGUUCGUUGCAUUGGUGGUGCAGUUUGGCUGUGGGUUGGCAGUAGCCUUCUCACCCAAUUAUUGGUUUUAUACCAUAGUCCGGAUUGUCUUGGCUUCAGCAAACAUGGGUGUUUUUCUACUUGCAUUUGUCAUUGGUACCGAGUUUGUUGGUCCAAGUAAGCGAGUGAUAGCAGGUAUUGUGAUAAUGUUGUUCUUCUCCGUCGGUUACAUGCUUCUAGCUGUUUUAGCCUAUUUUAUUCGUGAUUGGUGGAUCUUACAACUGGUCAUCACUGCGCCUAUUCUUCUCAUGUUUGCUUUCUUCCCAUUUAUUCCCGAGUCUGUUCGAUGGUUGAUUAGCAAGGGGCGUACUGAGGAAGCUACCAGGAUCAUCAAGAAAGCAGCAGAUGUGAACAAAGCCAAGCUACCUGAACCAAUAUUCACACAAGAAGACGUCAAGGAACAGGAGACAGCAGCAAGUGGUCCCCAGGCUACAGCACUCGAUCUCUUCCGCACUCCUAACUUGAGGAUUCGAACACUUAAUCUCAUGUUUAAUUGGUUUGUUAACACUAUGGUUUAUUACGGACUAUCACUGAGCACCUCUGACCUUGGUGUCAAUGUCUACAUUGCUUUCUUCAUAUCUGGCGCUGUCGAGUUUCCUGCCUAUCUCAGUUGUAUAUUUUCUAUUGAAUAUAUUGGACGCAAGUGGAGUAUGUUUGGUUACAUGGUGGGCGGUGGUAUCGCGUGUCUGUUAACCAUUUUCACACCUAUUGGACCAUGGCGUACAACAGUAGCAAUGAUUGGAAAGUUUGGUAUCUCAGCAUCGUUUGCUAUCGUCUAUAUCUUCUCAGCCGAGAUCUUCCCCACGCCUGUCAGGAGUGUAGGUAUUGGAAUAUGUUCAAUGAGCGCUCGUAUUGCCGGGAUCUUAGCCCCUAUCAUACUUCUGUUAGAUAAAACAUGGAAACCCCUUCCUGUUUUGGUCUUUGGAGUAUUGUCGAUAGCUGCCGGUGUUCUUGCCCUCCUCCUACCCGAGACUCGUGGGGAGCAGCUUCCAGAGACUCUGGAAGAGGGCGAGCUGUUUGGAACCAAAGAGAAGGAGUACGAGAUAAAGACGGAGCCCAAGUUUCAAUACAAGAAAGAUGCAGAGAGUGGCGUCAUCAACCAUGCAUUCGAUCUGGAAACUGAAAACGGAAAAAUUUAAUCUUAAAUCUUUCAUUGGAUUGAUCGUCAAAGAAGGUUGUUUCACCCUUUUAUGAAAAAAAGUUCUUGUAGAUUUUCAGUAAUUUUUAAAGAAUAUGUAUUUUUUCAUAUGUAAAUGAGUUUAAAUGCAAAUUUAUUCUGUCAUAACGUCACAUAAAAUGAGACAAUGGUAUCACCUGGACGGGGUAUGGGUUAGUUUGGUCUGCAAACUAUAGUAAUUUGUCCAAUACCUGGCAGCUCAUCCAGGCAAUAAUGAUAAUAAAAAUAACGUUUUAUUUACCCAGGGUAGCCACUUCAAUCAUAAGACUGCUCUUCCAUCGGACCCUGCAUAACAUAAUAUGUUAUUAUUACCCUUCUAUUAUAAGUCUUUGGUAUGACUCAGCCGGAGCGGAACCCACGACGCGCCGUUCGUUCAUGAGGCGGACGUUCUACCACUGAGCCACCAGGUGCAUCAAGUUCAUUUAUUUUUGUCUUGAAAUUGAAGUUUGUGGCAAUUUAUUGGUUUUGAAUUGUAUAUUGGAUAUCAUAUCUGCCAAAUAAAAAUGAUAAAAUAAUAAUAAAAACAAAAAAUGUAUUAUGAUAAUUAUUAUUAUCUUUAUUAUUGUUAUUGAUGCUGGUUUGGGGUUCAGUUUCGAUGAGUUGCUUUUGAAACAAAUUUGAAAACUCACUAUUUUCUAAACGAUUUAGCUGUCUUUAAAAAAGAAUCGACGCAAUGCUACGGGUUAGGAGUGAGUAGGGUAGCAAACCUUGAUUAAUUUUUCCAAUAGUGAAUUAAAAAAGCACCAG